CUACUGCAACUCUACUUGAAGCUCAACAUAGCUCCACGCUCAUUGCAACCUCCAGGCAACGCCCAGCGACAGCCGCAAUGAGUUAUCUGCUUCGUCGUCUCCCACUCUCACCAGCCGUGCGCCCCCUUCACGCGACAACCUACUUAUUCGCCGUACCCCUAUUCUCUAUCGCCUUCCUCGUCUUCCUCAACAGCAGUCUGAGCUUCCUGCUCACGCACCUCUUCCAUGUCUCGCCCAAGAAACUCGGUAGCAUCGUCGGCACCCUUGGCUUCGUCGAUGAGCUCGUCGCGAUCUUUGCCGCGCCGAUAUGGGGCCUUAUCAGCGAUGGACGCGUCGGCACGCGCGGAGUAGCGAGCAUGGGAUACCUCGCGAUAGCAGUUUCGUUGGUGCUUUCGGUGGAGCUGAAGAGCGUGUACCCGGGUUUAAUAAUCGGGCGGAUCGUAUUUUCCCUCGGUGCAGCAGCAGUGACAACGAUGGUUUCCGCGAUCCUACCUGAGAUGACGAAUCCUCCGUCCUUAUCGGAUGACGAAGCUUCGGAGUUAGUGGCGAAGCCUGCGCCGACGGGUCGGUUGGCGGGACUUGUAGGACUUUUUACGGGAUUCGGCGCGUUGUUGGCACUCGGGCUGUUUCUCCCUCUGCCUACGCGCUUCUCGACUCACCCCGGUGUCACGCCUGGGGCUGCGGUUAAGAUCUCGUACUUCAUCGUCGCCGGUAUUGCCGGUGUCGUUGCAGUGUGGUGCUACCUCGGCCUCCCGCCGCCUAGGAAUCCUGCGGCUGGAAAUACGUGGCACGAUAUCAAGACGUGGGUGUGGACGCGGAUCUGGGGCGGAGAUCCGGUAUUCGUAGCUUCUCCUGAGGACGAGGAUGGACGGCGGAAGGGAGCUGCGCAGGUGAGCGGAAUCCGCGGCCUGUUGGUGGCGGUGAAGUUGGCAUGUACGGAUGGCCGUAUCGGUGUGGCAUAUGUGGGUGGUUUCGUCGCGAGGGCAAGUUCGGUCGGGAUCAGUCUCUUCAUCCCGCUGUUUGUGAAUCACUAUUUCGUCUCCACUGGACGCUGUCAACCCACCGUUCCGGAACUAUCGAAAGAAGAGUGUCGGAAGGCCUAUAUCCUCGCCUCAACCUUAACGGGUACGUCGCAACUUACCGCGCUUCUCCUCGCGCCAGUUUUUGGUUACCUCACCGACCGCCUCUACACCACGCCCUCUCUCCGCAAUGUUCCGCUGAUCCUCUCUUCCGUCCUCGGAAUCGGAUCCUUUACGCUUUUCUCUCUUCUACCUACGCCGACCAGCCCUUGGGCGUUUGUCUUCGCCGCAUUUGCAGGCGCCAGCCAGAUUGGUGCCAUCGUUGCUUCUCUUGGCCUUCUAUCCCGCGGAAUCGUCGAGGUCGCAUUACCAGGCGACCAUCAUGUGGUUGACGGAGCUGAGCAACCAUUGCUGUCCGGUAGUGUGCGCCAGAAUGACAAGACCAGAGAGGCGUUCAAGGGCAGCAUCGCGGGCGUCUACAGUCUCUUCGGCGGUGUUGCGAUCCUGCUGCUUACCAAGGUUGGCGGUAAGGCGUUUGACGGUACAGUUGGUGCGCCAUUUUGGAUGUUGGCUGGAUUCAACGGCGUGCUUUUGGUUGUGGCGGUUGCGGAUGGAGUUUGGACGUGGAUUUGCGAUGGGCGGUAAUAUCGAGGACUGUGGACGGAAUUUUUGGAGGUUACGAGGGAUAUGAUACGGUAUACGAUUGGCGUAUGAUACGUUUGCCUCAUGCGUCUGUUUCUUUAAGGCGUUGUAUGUUUGAGUUUUUCUUCUGAUUUCUGGAUAUCCGCAUGGAGAUGAAUGAGUUUUUGAUAGUAGUUAAUAUACUUUUGGAUAAGUUUACUUUG
This is a messenger RNA of Tricharina praecox, 1864 nucleotides long. Its product is annotated as major facilitator superfamily domain-containing protein. The transcript is spliced from 2 exons. The coding region runs from base 78 to 1664 and encodes 528 amino acids. Gene Ontology annotation, molecular function: transmembrane transporter activity. The record is from RefSeq and is a predicted model, not a curated record. Gene Ontology annotation, biological process: transmembrane transport. NCBI's taxonomy places the organism in Eukaryota, Fungi, Ascomycota, Pezizomycetes, Pezizales, Pyronemataceae.